Closterium sp. Yama58-4 is the source of this 1740-nucleotide messenger RNA. The record is from the annotation of a GenBank genome assembly. NCBI's taxonomy places the organism in Eukaryota, Viridiplantae, Streptophyta, Zygnematophyceae, Desmidiales, Closteriaceae.
AUGGCUCCCUCUCCCAUUGCCUCCUGGAUGGACACGUGCUGCAAAACGAGCCCGCCUGGUGCGUCACCUUCUCCCCUUCCACGUCCUUCCAUCCGCCGCUCUAAUCACGGUAUGGUUACGCUCAUUCACACGCCAUGGGGCGUCGUCUGCAUGGGCUCGUGCAAAAGCAACGGCUGGCCCACCCUCUGCCAUGCCGUGUCUAUUGUUUCUUCACGCCUGUUCUCCCUUGAGAGGCAGCGUGACCCCUCUGGGGCUUUAGAUGUUCGCAUUGGCCUCAGCCUUUGCCUCAUCGAGUCGCAUCCUCAUAAUUUUCGAUCCGGAUCCAAUACGCAUUCCCGGGCCGCGCACUUUUCUCUCACGAGGGUGGAUCCCUAUUUCUGCCUGCCUCUACCUUCCCCUUUCUUCGUCGCUCCCGUCAUGGCCACUCCUCAGGGCAUGGACGCAAUUAUGGCCGACAACGGAGUUAACGUCCCCUCCGUGAGCAACCUCCUGCCCGAUGAGGGCCAAUCGUCACCGCAGGCCAAGAAGAUCUGUACGGGGGAGGCCUCGUCCUCUGCCCGACCUACGCCUGCGCCUGCCAUGGACCCGGCCGCUGACCCUGAAGCAGCACCGGAUCUCACCCUCAACGGACUGGAGUCCAGCGCUGCACCCGCGCCGGUGCUGGCUGGUCCCCUCUCUCGUCUGCACCGUAAUCGCGACGUCGUCGGAGAGGUUGUACAUAACUUGGUACGAGAUACUCACUCACUGGUCACCAUCAUCUACCCUGAUAACGUGGCUGAAGUUCACCGCAGCAAGAUUAUCUCUCGUGUCCGCUCUGGCUUGCGUCCCGCGUUCUUUCCACACUCUAACCGUAUGCCGACGUUUGAAUCUGUGGUGGACGAAGUUCUCCGCCUCCCCCGCCGCUCGUACACACGCCUUGUGUUCCAGCUCCCCUCACGCGACGAUGCCAGGGGGUUUCGCCGUGCCUUCCCAAUGACCUACCAUCACAACGGCGGUGCCGUGGAGCUGAAACUCUAUGACGACCCAGAACCAGACUUCACCGCGGCCAAGGCCCGAGGCGAAACGCACCUCGUGAUCCGCAACGUCCCCCUCGGGUACUCGCUGAGCGGGAUCCGGCAGAUGCUGACAACGAGCCGCACGCGGGAAGAGCGCAAGUGGCUCUUCGACAUUCGAUCCUUUCACAAGGUCUACGACCCUUACGAGGAGGUAUCGCAGCCGCAGAUGGUUGGCCUCCCCAUUGCUAAGACGGACGACCCCUUUUUCGAGAACAUUCCCGCGGUGCUGUGGCUGGAGGAUGCGCAACUGCCCAUGAUCAUCAACCUGUCCUGCCACUCAUGCGAGAUCUGCACGAGUAAUCAUCGCACGCGAGAUCACCAGUGGUUCGCGGCGACGAGGAACCGACGCCUUCCCAACCGGUACACGGUCACAGUGGCUCAACUACAUAACAUCAGUGCCAAACUGCUCGGACAGACGCCCGUUCCACUGGCAGUCAAAGCGGACCCCGGGAUCCUGUAUAUAGGAUCCGAGGACGACGUCGAGCUCUGGACCUGCGCCUUGUGCGACUUCGAAUGCGGCCCCGCUCUCGACAGCGCCUUCGAACACAUCCGCUCCCCUGGCCAUGGGCUGCGCCUCAUGCAGGCAGAAAACCAGACAACCCCACUGGAGACCUGGGGCCCAAGGAUAGUGCACGACCUACGCCAGCGUCAGGAGAUUCUCUCCUUCCUGGCGUCACUCAUGUAG